CCCGGGCUCUGCGUGGCCAGCAGCUCACACCACACAGCUCGCCAGACACCCAGGUUUCUGAGCCCGGGCCGGGGUCGGGGGAGGCCCUGGCUGCUGGGGAGCACCCUGCCUGCCUGCAGGGACCAGUCUCCCUGGAGUGGUCAGUAAGGGACAAGGAAGAUACAGAGGGGAGAGGUCCAGAGCGCUGACAGACAGCCUCUUUUCACAUCUGUAGCGGCUUUUUCUCCCUGUGUGGGGGUCAGAGGAGGCCCCAGCAUGUCAUCCCAGGUGGCAGGGAACCAGACAGCCCCAGGGGCUGCUGAGGACUACGCCUAUGGCAGCUGGUACAUCGACGAGCCCCCAGGGAACGAGCAGCUCCAGCCGGAGGGGGUGGUGCCCUCCUGCCAACACAGUGUGCCACCUGGCUUGUUGCAUACCUGCCUGGCCUCGCUCUCGGCCCUCGUGCUGCUGCUGCUGGCCCUGCUGGCCCGACGCCGCUGGCUCUGGCCCAACUGUGGGCACGGCCGGCCUGCACUGCCCAGCCCCGUGGACUUCCUGGCUGGGGACAAGCCCCGCGCAGUGCCGGCUGCCAUCUUCGUGGUGCUCUUCAGCUCGAUGUGCCUGUUGCUCCCUGGCGAGGACCCGCUGCCCUUCCUCACUCUCUCCUCGCCUCCCAGUCCAGGUGGGGACACCAAGGCCCCGAGAGGGCCCUGGAAGAUGCUGGGCCUGCUCUAUUACCCUGCUGUCUACUACCCGCUGGCUGCCUGUGCCACAGCUGAACACGGAGCCGCGCUCCUGCUGGGCAGCGUCCUGUCUUGGGCCCACUUCGGGGUCCAGGUCUGGCAGUGGGCAGAGUGUCCUCAGGUGCCCAAGAUCUACGAGUACUAUUCCCUGCUGGCCUCCCUGCCUCUCCUCCUGGGCCUCGGCUUCCUGAGCCUUUGGUACCCAGUGCAGCUGGUGAGAAGCUUCAGCCACGGCACAGGAGCAGACUCCAAGGGGCUGCGGGGCAGCUACUCUGAGGAGUACCUGAGGAGCCUCCUCUGCAGGAAGAUGCCGGAGAGCAGCUCCCACAGCUGCAAACAUGGCUGCCUGUCCUGGGCUCGGUUCAGCUUCAGAUACUACGUGUACACUCCACAGCCAGGGUUCCGCUUCCCCUUGAAGCUGGUGCUUUCGGCCACCCUGACAGCCACGGCCACUUACCAGGUGGCCCUGCUGCUGCUGCUGGCCGUGGUCCCCACCAUCCGGAAAGUGAGGGCGGGGAUCACCAUCGAUGUCUCCUAUCUGCUGGCUGGCUUUGGCCUUGUGCUCUCGGACGACAGGCAGGAGGUGGUGGAGCUGGUGAAGCACCACCUGUGGGCUCUGGAAGUGUGCUAUAUCUCGGCCUUGGCCUUGUCCUGCUCGCUCACCAUCCUGGUCCUGACACGCUCGCUGGCCACGCACAGGGCCAACCUUCGAGCUCUGCACCGAGGGGCCGUCCCGGACCUGGGCCCCCCAGCCCGGCACCCCCACCCUUCCCGCCAAGCUAUCUUCUGUUGGAUGGGCUUCAGCGCCUAUCAGACGGCCUUCACCUGCCUUGGUGAGCCCGUGCCCACCGGCCUGCCCUGGCUGGGCCCGCCCCAGCCCUUCUGGCUGACGCUGGCCCUGGCGGUGACCCUGCAGAACGUGGCAGCUCACUGGGUCUUCCUGGAGACCGAGCAUGGACGCCCAGAGCUGACCAACCGGCGAGCCCUCUUCGCUGCCACCUUCCUCCGUUACCGCACAUACCGAAACUUCCUGAAGCUCGAGGUCAGCCAGUCGCAUCCAGCCGUGACGGCCUUCUGCAGCCUGCUCCUGCGAGCACAAGCACGCGGCCCCCAGCCCCGGCCUCCCACCGCCCCCCAAGGCAGCCUCAGGCUCGGGGAGGAAGAGGAAGGGAUGCAGCUGCUGCAGACGAAAGAUCCCAUGGCCAAGAGGACAAGGCCCCGAGUCAGCUGUGGUAGGGCCCGCUGGGGUCUGGCCUACACGCUGCUGCACAACCCCACCCUGCAGGCCUUCCGGAAGACAGCACUGACAGGCGUCCGGACCAACGGUGCCCAGCCCUGAGGCAGGAGGGCCCACACGCUUCUGCACUGAGGCACGUUCUUACUCACUGCCUGGCGCCCUCUGGCCAUCCCAGCAUUACCCCAGUCCUGGCCGCUCCUCCACAUCGCACCAACUCUCCUACAGGCUCAGGAUCAGACCUGGGAACCAGCUAGGUCAGCAGGAUCAGGUGGAGAUCUGUCUGCACUCAGAGCCGCAGGAGAGCUCGGGUCUGUCCCUGGGCCAGAGAGCGGCAGCCAUGGCUCCGGAGAGAAUGGGUAGGGCGGCCCUCGCUCAGCGCUGGUGGAGCCGGCCACACGCAGGCUGCUCGCUUCCCCAGAGCUGCCCCCAGGGUCCUGUCCUUCGCCCAGUGGCCGGAGGGCUCCUGGCUUCUUGGCCUGAGGCACCCCAGGAGGAAGCCAUGGGUUCCUCUGGGCAGCAAGUCACAAGUCAUACCAGGCUCCACAGCGAGCUGCCCGCCCUAGAGAGCUGGAGGUUUCUGUAGUUUUUAUACCUUUAACUAUUAUGAAAGGGGUUAGUGUGUUCCCUGUAAUAAACUUGUCCCUGAGAAA
Molecule: messenger RNA, 2609 nt
Organism: Tupaia belangeri chinensis (Chinese tree shrew)
Lineage: Eukaryota; Metazoa; Chordata; Mammalia; Scandentia; Tupaiidae
Gene: STRA6
Product: signaling receptor and transporter of retinol STRA6
Exons: 18
Coding region: 256-2061 (601 amino acids)
Biological process (GO): vitamin A import into cell
Cellular component (GO): plasma membrane
Molecular function (GO): retinol transmembrane transporter activity; signaling receptor activity
Source: RefSeq, a predicted model, not a curated record